UCCAUCUCCCUCACCUCCAACCCUUCCUCCUCCUUUGCCUUCUCCCUCACCACCUCCUCCUUCUCUCCGUCCAACUGCUCCAGCUCUCCAUCGCCCUCCUCCCCUCCCUAUAACUUCUACGCCGUGCUGCUGGUGUUGCUGAUCUUCUGCGUGGUGUUCGGCAACGUGCUAGUUUGCGUGGCGGUGUCGCGUGAGCGCGCCCUCCAGACCACCACCAACUACCUCAUCGUCUCCCUGGCCGUGUCCGAUCUGCUGCUGGCCACCCUGGUCAUGCCCUGGGGCGUCUACCUGGAGGUGGUAGGGGAGUGGCGCUUCAGUCUCAUCCACUGUGACAUUCUCCUGACCCUGGACGUCAUGAUGUGUACUGCCAGCAUCCUCAACCUCUGUGCCAUCAGCAUCGACAGGUACACGGCGGUGGCAAUGCCCAUGCUGUAUAACACCAGAUACAGCUCCAGGAGGAGGGUGGCUCUGAUGAUUGCUGUCGUGUGGUUCCUCUCCUUCGCCAUCUCCUGCCCUCUGCUGUUUGGACUCAACAACACAGCCAGUCGGGAGGAGACCAAGUGUGCCUUCGCUGAUCCGUCCUUCGUGGUCUACUCAUCCGUGGCCUCCUUCUACGUUCCUUUCAUCGUGACCCUGCUGGUGUACGCCCAGAUCUGUGUGGUGCUGCGGAGGCGGGGCAGACGCACCGUGCCCCGCAGACAUGGCCUGCACCCACAGGGAGGAGGCAAGACUGGGGAGGGCCACAGGCACAGGAAGAAUAAGUGUACCCACCCCGAGGAUGUGAAGCUGUGCACUCUGAUCAUGAGGCCCCCCACCAAUGCCCCCCAACGCAAGAAAGUGAUGUUAGUGAAGGAGGCGGUGGUGCACCCCCUGGAGGAGGAGCCUGUGGGGCGUGGUUUCCUGUCCCAGUUAGACCAGAGCCUCCCCGCGCCUCACCCCCCUCCCCACUCCGGACGAGCCACCAAGAGCUCCCUUUCUAUCUCGGUGGCGCCUGCGCCCAUCCUGGUCCUGUCCCCGUCGGUGGCACCACGCUCUGCCCUCGUACCCCGCCGUGCCACCUUCGAGGAUGGCAUGAGUGGCCGCGAGCGAUGGAGGGAGCGCAAUGCAGACAGGGAGAAGGGAGCGAUGGCGAAGGAGAGGGUGAAAGGGACUCUGUCGCAGCAGAAGGAGAGGAAGGCAACGCAGAUGCUGGCUAUCGUGCUAGGUGUGUUCAUUAUCUGCUGGCUGCCCUUCUUCCUAACCCACGUGCUGAAGGCCCACUGUGGCAGCUGCUGUAUCUCGCCCACCCUCUACAGUGCUGUCACCUGGCUGGGCUACCUCAACAGUGCCGUCAACCCUGUCAUCUACACCACCUUCAACAUCGAGUUCCGCAAGGCCUUCAUCAAGAUCCUAAACUGCUGAGUACAGGGAAGGGGAGGGGGGAGGAAUGACAAGUUUGAAAAGUGUUUUAGUUGAGAGAGGCAAAAAAAGGUCAGAGACUAGAAAUAAAAGUAAAGAAGGGAAAGAGAGGGGUGAAA
Coregonus clupeaformis (lake whitefish) is the source of this 1517-nucleotide messenger RNA. Its product is annotated as D(2) dopamine receptor A-like. Gene Ontology annotation, cellular component: glutamatergic synapse; presynaptic membrane. Gene Ontology annotation, biological process: adenylate cyclase-activating adrenergic receptor signaling pathway. NCBI's taxonomy places the organism in Eukaryota, Metazoa, Chordata, Actinopteri, Salmoniformes, Salmonidae. The record is from RefSeq and is a predicted model, not a curated record. Gene Ontology annotation, molecular function: dopamine neurotransmitter receptor activity, coupled via Gi/Go; G protein-coupled receptor activity. The annotation marks the transcript as partial. The transcript is spliced from 7 exons.